Messenger RNA from Nezara viridula (southern green stink bug), 1666 nucleotides. NCBI's taxonomy places the organism in Eukaryota, Metazoa, Arthropoda, Insecta, Hemiptera, Pentatomidae. The record is from the annotation of a GenBank genome assembly.
CAUUUUUAAAAGCAAUACAGCGAUUACUGGACACCUCAGUAAGAGAGAGAGAUUAUGUUUUUAUCUAAACCAGAGCUUCUCUACACUAAGAUGGAAAUAUUAGAAUGCAGCAGUGUUUGAUUUAAUUUUGAUUCCACUAAAUGUGCAAAGAAAAUUUUCAACUGAUGUGAUCGAAUUGUGUUGAAUUUAGAAUUUACUGAAGGACAGUAUUUUAAUUUAUUUAAAAAAUAAUGAAUUAAAAAUUGUUUCUUAUAUCAUUCACAUUUAUUAAAAAAUGGACAGAUUUCUUCUCUAUUUUGCUCCGUUCGUACGUUUCGCAAGACAGUAAAGAUUUUUCAAAAAUGGAAAAAGGAAUAUUCGUCGAGAUUGCAUCAACUUUUGCACAACUUUAUUCUAUUAACAGAAGAAAGGAGUAAAGAACUAUUAUAAUGUGUCUUUUGACCACAAGUGGAUUCUUAAUAUUGCUUCAUGCCACUUACGUUAAUUCUGAAUGGAAUUACUAUAAACAAUUUUAUGAAGAGAGGCAACAACAACAGAAAGGAUUGAAGAUUGAUUUCAAGAAAUUUAUUGUAUGUGACAUUAGUUGUAAGUUGAAAAAAUGUUUGUGCUGCAAGGGAGUUUCAUUUUUUAAAGGAUGCUUAACAAGUGUACUUGACCCUUCAAUAAAACUUAUUGUCCUGGCCCUAGAAAUUAAUUCAAAUAAACUUUUUGACAUCAAGAUUUCAGCGAAUUUCACGGAUGUCUGCCUAAAUACGAAAUAUGGAGAUAUCGGAUUUGGUGUUUGUUUCAACACAAUUGUGAAGGAAUCGUACCCAAACUCCAUCAGUUUUAAAAUGUGUCCUAUCAUUUUCGGACAUAUCAACCAUCAUAGAAUUAUAAGCUUAGAAUUUUCCUGUUGGUUGUAUCAGGGAAACUUAAUAGUGUCCAAUGAACACCCGUUUUCCAUUAAACCACGGAUAAGUAAUAUAUCAUUCAUAAAAAAUAAUACAAUGGAAUCAGUGGAAGCAUUUUUAAAGAUGGCGUUUGGAGAACAUAUAUGGUCAAAAAGGAACUGAAAGUUGUUGUAAUAAAAAUGUCAAUAUUUGGUGUUAAAAUGGACAUAUUAUUGUUUAUGGUUUCAUAGGUCUUUAUAGAUUCUUCAAGAUUAUUUCCAGCCAAUAAGCACUACAGAAGGUACAUGAUAUUUUUUAUUUUUACAGAAAAUAGUGUUUUGACUUAAGUAGUACAGGAAAGUCAAAAUUUUAUCACAUUAUUAAUAUCCGCGUGAAACUUCUUAAAUAUCUUCAUUUCAUCAUAACCUACAGCUAUUUUAUUUACGAAAAUUCCCGAAUUCGGGUGUUUUCAAUCUCGAGAUCGGCAAACAUUGUCUAUUUAACUAGGUACUAAAAACUCAUAAAUACAUAUUUGCUUUCCAAUUGAGUCGUUUAAUAAUUUGAGCACAAAAUCGAGAAGAAUGGUGACCUCCAAAAAUAGUGAGUCGUUUGGUUUGAUCUACACACUCAAAAUGUCAAAAUAACGAAGUUAUAUAGACCUAACGGUUGUGAUCGAUUUCGAUUUAUUAUCGAGUUUUCAAUUUAUUACUUAUUUAAACUAACUUAGAAAUUUAUUGUUGCUGUUUCGUUGUUUUUUAUUUUUUUAAAGUUGUGUAGGCAAUUAACCGAUUUAA